This is a messenger RNA of Musca vetustissima, 1368 nucleotides long. It is a transcript of the gene Gr61a, whose product is annotated as gustatory receptor for sugar taste 61a. Bases 1 to 1368 code for a protein of 455 amino acids. Gene Ontology annotation, molecular function: sweet taste receptor activity. Gene Ontology annotation, cellular component: membrane. The transcript is spliced from 8 exons. The record is from RefSeq and is a predicted model, not a curated record. Gene Ontology annotation, biological process: detection of chemical stimulus involved in sensory perception of taste; sensory perception of sweet taste. Lineage: Eukaryota; Metazoa; Arthropoda; Insecta; Diptera; Muscidae.
AUGACCUUCCCGAAAGACCACUGGAAAGUUUGGUCAAAUCUCAAAUUACGUCGUCGUAAUCAAAAGGAGAUUUUAAAGAAAUUUACUUUGCUUCAGCGGCAACAGGAUUUCAGGAGUUUGGAUACAUUUCAUCGUGCCGUUAGGCCAUGUCUCUUGGUGGCCCAAAUAUUUGGUCUAAUGCCCUUGGUCAAUUCCAUGGACAGCAAUCCGUAUCGUUUGGCAUUCAAAAUACCCUGCCUAGCAUUUACAACAACGUUUCUGUUCCUCUUUUUUGGUAGCUGGAAGACAUUACAUGUAUCUGAUAAUCUAUUGAAUGCCGGUCUGAAUCCGAAAAAUAUAAUUGGCAUUGUCUUCUUCUUCAUGUGCAUGACAGUUUUCCUCAAUUUCCUAAGCAUAGCCCGAGGUUGGCCUCAGCUAAUUAUGCACUGGACACGUAUCGAUUUAAUAUUCCUGAAGCCACCUUAUCAGCCACCGAAAAGGUCGCUCCAAAAACAGUUGCGAACUUUGACAAUAGUUUUUUGUAACUACUUUUUGUUGUUGUUUUUUUUUCGUUAUUUUCUUGUGCUGAUGGUCUUAGUGGAGAAUAGCCUUUACUAUGCCUCCCACUAUUAUAAUUUCCUAAUGGAACGUCUAAUUUGUCAUCCGGAGGAUACACGUCACUCUUACAAGGAAUACCUAAUAACGGCCCUGAUGAGCGAUGUCUUCACCUAUUUUGAUUAUCAUAUUAUGGUGGUGAUUUGUGCAUUUUUCAUUAAUACCGCCUUUACGGUCACAUGGAAUUUUAUGGAUUUCUUCAUUAUGGCUGUUAGUUUGGGGCUGGCCACACGUUUUCAACAGUUUGCAGAUCGCAUCGAACUCAUGAAAGGAAGUUACAUCCCCGACGCUCUAUGGAAUCAAAUACGACAGCAUCACAUCCAGCUAUGCGAAUUUAUGGAGAAGGUGAACGAACAUCUAUCGGCAAUUGUGCUUAUCUCGGCGCUAAACAAUAUGUAUUUCAUUUGUAAUCAAUUAUUAAAUAUAUUUACAAAACAUCGCUAUCCCAUUAGUAUCGUGUAUUUUUGGGUAGCAUUGGUAUUUUUACUGGGUCAUACCUGUGGUGUUUUUAUGUUUGCUUCAAGAAUACGUGAGGCUUCGCUGCUGCCCUUGAAAAUUUUGUAUUUGGUACCGAGUGGCUGUUGGACCGAGGAGGUACAACGUUUUAUGGCGCAACUAUUAGAUGAAACCGUUGGAUUGACGGGUAAAUAUUUCUAUACCGUAACACGGCAGGGGUUCUUUGGGCUAAUGUCGACAAUAGUAACAUAUGAAUUUAUGCUUCUGCAAUUGGAUUCCAAAAGUCGUGAAGACGGUCUACCUGAUUUGUGUGCUUAA